AUGGCGCAGCAGGGUCCCCUUUCGGCCACUUUGGACCGCAUAGUCCAGGACCUACGCUCAAAACAUGACGAGACGCGACAGCGAGCAGCAACUACGCUGCGUCAGACAGUCGAAUCGGCGCAUCGAGAACUCGCGCCCAAUGUCUUCACGACAUUCAACAACGAAGUAUACACAAAGAUCUCGGGCCUCAUCGUCACCGGUAGCGACUCGAACGAACGCAUCGGCGGUAUCCACGCGCUCAACGCCCUAAUCGACUUCCGCGGUGACGAUGCGGGCCAGAAGACGACGCGGUUUGCCUCAUACCUUAGGGCGGUAAUGCGGGGUCAGGACAUCACAGCUAUGGUGGUAGCAGCCAAGGCUCUGGGAAGACUCGCAAAGCCCGGCGGCACACUCACGGCGGAGCUGGUCGAAGCAGAGGUCAAGGGCGCAUUGGAGUGGCUGCAGCUGGAGCGCCUGGAGAAUAGACGCUUCGCUGCCGUCCUCAUCCUGCGAGAACUGGCGAAGAACUCCCCAACGCUCAUGUACCAAUGGAUUGCGCAGAUCUUCGAGGUCAUCUGGGUCGCCCUGCGAGAUCCCAAGGUUCUCAUACGAGAGUCAGCCGCCGAAGCAAUCAGCGCGUGUUUCGAGAUCAUAUCCCCCCGCGACUCGCAAAUGCGCCAGCUAUGGUUCGGUAAGGUCUACGAUGAGAUUCUACGCGGUUUCACCAUCAACACAAAUGAAGCGAUCCACGGCUCACUCCUCACCAUGAAGGAGCUGCUGGACAAGAGCGCCAUGUUCAUGAAUGACCAGAAAUACAAGGAGACGGUUGAGCAGGUACUGAAGUACCGGGAGCACCGCGAUGCGCUGGUACGGAGAGAGGUGGUACUCAUUAUACCUAUUCUCGCUGGUUAUUCGCCUACCGAGUUCGCGACCAAGUACCUACACCAGUGCAUGCUACAUCUCCAGGGUCUGAUUAGGAAGGACCGCGACCGAGACAAGGCAUUCGUGGCCAUUGGGCAGAUCGCAAACGCUGUCGGAGUGGCCAUAUCGCCAUACCUGGAAGGCAUUCUGGGCUUCAUACAGGAGGGCCUCAUUGCGAAGGCACGAAACAAAGCCGCUAUCAACGAAGCGCCGAUAUUUCAAUGUCUCAGUAUGGUUGCGGCAGCCGUCGGCCAGGCACUCACCAAGUCUGUCGAGCGGUUACUGGAUCCCAUCUUCUCUUGCGGAUUGAGCGACUCGCUUUUCCAGGCUCUUGUGGAUAUGGCACAUUACGUACCUCCAUCACGUCCUAUGAUCCAGGAUAAGCUGUUAGAUCUCCUGAGCCAGAUCCUCGCUGGACGACACUUCCUACCCCUCGGCAGCCCAUUUCAAGUCUCACAACCUCCACAGAUCUGGACACGCGACCACAAGGAUCCUCAAAUCAUCGCAUCGCGAGAGGCAGAGAUUGCACUGGCACUACACACGCUCGGUAGUUUUGACUUCACUGGCCACGUGCUGAAUGAGUUCGUCCGCGACGUCGCUAUCCGAUACGUUGAAGCAGAUAAUUCGGAGAUCCGGAAGCGUGCCGCUUUGACAUGUUGCCAGCUCUUCGUCAAGGACCCUAUUGUUCACCAGACUAGUACCCAUGCGACCAAGGUGGUUGGCGACAUCAUCGAAAAGCUCCUGACGGUCGGCGUAGGCGAUGUCGAUCCGGAGAUUCGAUGGGAUGUUUUGAUGGCACUGGAUGCACGUUUCGACCGCCAUCUCGGAAAGGCAGACAAUGUCCGGACGCUAUUCCUCGCUCUAAACGACGAGGUCUUCGCUAUUCGAGAAGCAGCAAUGUCCAUCAUUGGCCGCCUCACAGCCAUCAAUCCUGCUUACGUCUUCCCUUCGUUGCGCAAGGUUCUCCUACAGCUGUUGACUGAGGUCAACUAUGCCAACAGCCCUCGUAGCAAAGAAGAGAGUGCCAAGUUGAUUAGUAGUCUGGUUGGCGCCGCGGAUAGUCUCAUCAAGCCACUGAUAGACCCCAUCGUUGAGGUUCUGCUACCCAAGUGCAAAGACCCUAACCCUGAGGUUGCUUCGACAACGCUCAAGGCUAUUGGUGACCUUGCAACAGUCGGCGGUGAGGGCAUGAUCAAAUACAUCAAAGAUCUCAUGCCGGUCAUCCUAGACUUUAUGCAAGAUCAGACAUCAGAUGCUAAGCGCUUCUCGGCUCUAAAAGCUCUCGGACAGCUAGCAACGAAUGCUGGCUACGUAAUAGAACCAUACAGGGACUAUCCAGAGCUAAUGAACAUUCUAAUGAGCAUCGUCAAGACGGAACCGGAAGGUGAACUCAGAAGGGAGACUGUUAGGCUCAUGGGUACCCUCGGAGCCCUGGACCCAGACGAGUACCAGAAGAUCAUGGAACAGUCACCAGACAAGCAUCUUAUCUUGGAAGCACAAGCCAUCACUGAUGUCUCACUCAUCAUGCAAGGCACGACUCCUUCGAAUGAGGAGUACUACCCUACAAUCGUCAUCAGUACGCUCAUGGGGCUACUUAAGGAUCCGUCGCUCGUGCAGUACCACACUGCGAUUGUGGAGGCCGUCAUGAACAUCUACGCGACGAUGGGAUUGAAGUGCGUCCCCUUCCUCAGCCAAGUCGUACCUGGCUUCCUUCACGUCAUUCGAUCAACGCCAGCUGGACGCUCUGAAGGUUAUUUCAACCAGCUUAGCCAGCUUGUUCGAAUCGUUCGCCAGCACAUCCGGCCGUAUCUUCCCAGUAUUCUCGCCACCAUCAAGGAAUACUGGAGUAGCAGUCCGCAGCUGCAAGCCACCAUCCUCUCCCUAAUCGAGGCUAUCGCACGGUCGCUAGAAGGCGAGUUCAAGGUUUACCUGGCUGAUGUUCUACCACUUAUGCUCAGUGUCCUCGAUUCCGACCACACCAAUAAGCGAUUGCCGUCAGAGAGGGUGCUGCACGCGUUUCUGAUCUUUGGAUCAAGCGCGGAAGAAUACAUGCAUCUGAUCAUUCCAGUGAUGGUCAAAAUGUUCGACAAAGCAGGCCAACCCAUACAGAUUCGAAGGCAUGCUAUCGAAACACUAGGACGCUUAUCCAAGCAAGUCAAUGUUUCCGAGUUCGCUGCACGUAUUGUGCAUCCCCUCUGUCGAGUCCUUUCUGGUAACGAGCCAAGCCUGAAGCAGACCGCUCUCGAGACGCUCUGUGCACUUAUCUUCCAACUUGGUCCGGACUACAUCCAUUUCGUACCGACAGUCAACAAAAUUCUCAUUGCGCACAAGGUGCCACAUGAAAACUACGGGCGUAUUGUGUCAAAGUUACAGAAGGGCGAGCCCUUGCCUCAGGAUCUCAGCCCGGAUGAGCGAUACGGCGAAGACGAUGAAGACAUGAACACCGCGGAGAUCUCUUCUAAGAAGUUGGCGGUCAACCAGCAGCAUCUCAAGCAGGCUUGGGAAGCUUCUAACAAGACUACCAAGGAAGACUGGAUCGAAUGGAUGCGAAGAUUCAGCGUUGAGCUUCUGAGGGAAUCGCCACAACAAGCGUUACGCGCUUGCACACCGCUCGGUAGCGUAUACAACCCCAUCGCACGCACCUUGUUCAACUCGGCGUUCGUCUCGUGUUGGACCGAGCUCUACGACCAGUAUCAGGAAGAGCUUGUUCGAUCCAUCGAGACCGCACUCACGUCGCCCAACAUCCCACCUGAGAUUCUUCAAGUUCUGCUCAACUUGGCAGAAUUCAUGGAGCACGAUGACAAGGCUCUACCUAUUGACGUGAGAAUACUUGGUAUGUAUGCUGGCAAGUGUCAUGCUUUUGCCAAAGCACUACAUUACAAGGAGCUCGAGUUCAACGCGGAGCAGAAUUCCAGCGCUGUGGAAGCCCUCAUCAGUAUCAACAACCAGCUACAACAGACCGAUGCAGCGUUCGGUAUUCUACGUAAGGCGCAGAACUACGCCGACGUUGAAUUGAAAGAGACUUGGUUCGAGAAGUUACAGAAGUGGGACGAAGCGCUUGCUGCCUACCAGAGGCGUGAGCUCGAAGAACCCGACUCAUUCGAUGUUACCAUGGGCAAGAUGCGCUGUUUGCACGCUUUGGGCGAGUGGGACCUGCUCUCGAGUUUAUCAAAGGAGAAGUGGGCCAAUGCGACGCAGGAGUAUCGUAAGGCGAUAGCACCGCUUGCUGCGACGGCCGCUUGGGGUCUGGGCAAAUUUGCGGAUAUGGACAACUACCUCGGCGUCAUGAAAGAGCAGUCGCCUGACCGUGCCUUCUUCGCCUCGAUUCUUAACAUUCACAACAACCGCUUUGAGAUUGCUGUCGACGAGAUCGCCAAGGCUAGGAAGGGUCUUGACACUGAGUUGAGCUCGCUCCUGGGAGAGUCAUAUCAGCGUGCCUACUUGCCAAUGAUUCGCGUGCAAAUGUUAGCAGAGCUCGAGGAGAUCAUGCAGUACAAGCAAAACGAUGGCAAUCUCGAGAAGCAGAGGAGCAUGCGUAAGACCUGGAUGAAGCGGCUUAGAGGGCUGCAACCCAACCCAGAAGUCUGGCAACGCAUGAUCAAGGUGCGACAACUCGUCAUCUCACCAAAAGAGGGCACCGAUAUGUGGAUCAAGUACACCAACCUUUGCCGCAAGAGCAACAGGAUGAACCUUGCGAACAAGGCGCUACAGAAGUUGCUUGACAUCGAGAGCACUGGCGACAGCACUGUAGUUGAGUUUGUGCGCAACAACGCUCAUGAGAUCUCGCACCCAGUCGCAUACACAACUUACAAGUACAUGUGGGCCGAUCAGAACUUCAAGCAGGAGGCUCUCGAUAGUAUGAAGGACUUCACCGGCCGACUCUCUGAGGAUCUCGCAAUGCGAACUCGGGCUGCGGCCAAUCCAAUGAUGGCGCAGAAUGGAAUGAACGGUAUGUCGAAUGGUCAGCACAUGUUCACCAACAUGAACCCUUUUGCUGCCACCAACGGACACAAUGGAGUCAAUGGUAUGAAUGGCUCAAGCAUGCUAAACGGGUCAUCCAUAGGUGUCUCGCCUACUGAGCUGGCCGAAAGCCAUCGCCUGCUCGCCAAAUGCUACCUCAAGCAGGGUGACUGGCAGCAAGAGCUUCAAGACGGCGAAUGGGAGCACGAAUUUGUCCACGAAAUACUAGCCGCUUAUGCAGCUGCCACACGCUACAAUAAAGACUGGUACAAGGCCUGGCACGCUUGGGCUCUCGCCAACUUCGAAGUCAUCAAUUCUAUCACAUCAAAGUCCGACCGGGAGGCAACCGAAGUGCCUAAUAACAUCAUCCACGAUCACGUCAUCCCGGCUAUACAAGGAUUCUUCAAGUCGAUCGCACUCUCUUCAACUAGUUCGUUGCAAGACACGCUCAGGUUGCUUACGUUGUGGUUCAGUUAUGGCGGUAGAGAGGGAGUCAACCGCACCAUCACCGAAGGUACGAAGUCGGUUCCGAUUGAUACGUGGCUCGAGGUCAUCCCGCAGCUGCUUGCUAGAAUCAAUCAGCCGAACGCUGUGGUUAGACAAUCGAUUCAUCAGCUGCUCAUCGAAGUCGGCAAGGCACAUCCACAGGCUUUGGUCUUCCCAUUGACUGUCUCGAUGAAGUCGGACGUUUCGCGACGUCAGCGAUCCGCCAAGGAGCUCAUGGAAGCUAUGCGUGAGCACUCGCCAAAACUAGUCGAACAAGCCGAUCUCGUCAGUCAUGAACUCAUUCGUAUUGCUGUCCUUUGGCACGAACAAUGGCACGAGGGUCUUGAGGAAGCCAGUAGGCUCUACUUCGGUGAUCACAACAUCGACGGUAUGUUCGCCACACUGGCGCCUCUCCACGCGAUGCUCGACAAGGGACCAGAGACUCUACGCGAGAUCUCAUUUAUCCAGUCUUUCGGCCGCGAACUCCAAGAAGCCCGCGAUUGGUGCAACACCUUCAGGACUUCUGGUGAGAUAGGUGACCUCAACCAGGCAUGGGAUCUCUACUACCAGGUGUUCCGCAAGAUCGCUCGGCAACUGCCAUCUUUGAUGACGCUUGAGCUGCAGUAUGUCUCGCCAAAACUCAAGGACGCGCAUGAUCUUGAGCUUGCUGUGCCUGGUACGUACCAAGUCGGCAAGCAGGUUAUCCGGAUCAUCUCGUUCGAGCCGGUAGCAUCUGUCAUCCAGUCCAAGCAACGACCUAGGAAGCUGGAGAUGCGUGGAAGCGACGGCAAAGCGCACACUCAUAUCCUGAAGGGACACGAAGAUAUCCGUCAAGACGAGCGUGUCAUGCAACUCUUCGGACUCUGUAACACCCUUCUUUCCAACGAUGUGGAGUCACGCAAGCGACAUCUUAAUAUCCAACGCUAUGCCGCGGUCCCGCUUAGCACGCAGUCUGGUUUACUUGGUUUCGUCCCUAACAGCGACACUCUGCAUGUGCUCAUCCGCGAGUAUCGAGAUAGCAGAAAGAUCCUCCUCAACAUCGAGCACCGCAUCAUGCUACAGAUGGCGCCCGACUACGACUGCCUCACGCUCAUGCAGAAGGUCGAAGUCUUCGGCUACGCGCUCGACAACACAACGGGUCAGGACCUGUACCGCGUCUUGUGGCUCAAGUCCAAAUCCUCCGAAGCCUGGCUCGACCGCCGCACAAAUUACACGCGUUCCCUCGCUGUCAUGUCCAUGGUCGGUUACAUCUUGGGUCUCGGCGAUCGCCACCCUAGUAACUUGAUGCUGGACCGAGUCACCGGCAAGAUCAUCCACAUCGAUUUCGGAGACUGCUUCGAAGUGGCCAUGCAUCGGGAGAAGUACCCCGAACGCGUACCAUUCCGAUUAACGCGCAUGUUGACAUAUGCCAUGGAAGUCAGUAACAUUGAGGGUAGCUACCGAACGACUUGCGAGCACGUUAUGCGGGUGUUGAGGAGUAACAAGGAGAGCGUCAUGGCCGUGCUUGAAGCUUUCAUACACGACCCCCUCCUAACCUGGCGCCUAAACCACCGCGACAACUCCCCCGCCGAACCAAACUACCCCUCCGAACGCCGCCAAUCAAUCAUGGUCGGCGACCCCAACAACCCCAACGGCAACGACCCCCACCAAAUGCCCAGCAUCGUCGGCCGCCCCCGCCACCGCUCCUCCGUCGCUCCUCCCCAGAACAACGACGUCGACGCCAAAGAAGUGCAGAAUGCGCGUGCGCUGCAGGUCCUGUCGCGUGUCAAGGAGAAGUUGACGGGUAAGGACUUUGGCAAGGGCGAGGAGCUGCGCACAGAGAUGCAGGUUGAUAGGCUGAUCAAGGAGGCGACGAAUUUGGAGAAUCUAUGUCAGCAUUAUAUUGGUUGGUGUAGUUUUUGGUAG
Messenger RNA from Alternaria atra, 7251 nucleotides. RefSeq lists its product as uncharacterized. Gene Ontology annotation, molecular function: protein-containing complex binding; protein binding; protein serine/threonine kinase activity. The coding region runs from base 1 to 7251 and encodes 2416 amino acids. Gene Ontology annotation, cellular component: TORC1 complex; nucleus; TORC2 complex. Lineage: Eukaryota; Fungi; Ascomycota; Dothideomycetes; Pleosporales; Pleosporaceae. The record is from RefSeq and is a predicted model, not a curated record. Gene Ontology annotation, biological process: negative regulation of macroautophagy; TOR signaling; protein phosphorylation. The transcript is spliced from 4 exons.